Linum tenue is the source of this 1722-nucleotide messenger RNA. The record is from the annotation of a GenBank genome assembly. Lineage: Eukaryota; Viridiplantae; Streptophyta; Magnoliopsida; Malpighiales; Linaceae.
AUGUCGGAAGUUGAAGUCUCCCGCUCGGAGAAGAAGAAGCACAAGAAGAAGACUGCCCCGGAGACCGAGGCCGACCCCAUGACCCCUUCCAAAGACGACUUCCUGAUCAAGCCCCAGAGCUUCACACCGGCGAUCGACACUUCCCAGUGGCCCAUCCUGCUCAAGAACUACGACCGCCUGAAUGUCCGCACCGGACACUACACUCCACUCCCCUCCGGCUACUCCCCGCUCAAGCGUCCCCUUGCUGAGUACAUCCGCUAUGGUGUCAUGAAUCUCGACAAGCCGGCCAACCCUUCCUCCCACGAGGUGGUCGCUUGGAUCAAGAGGAUCCUCCGCUCGGAGAAGACCGGCCACAGCGGGACUCUCGACCCGAAAGUUACAGGUAACUUGAUCGUUUGUAUCGAUAGAGCUACCCGUCUAGUUAAGUCGCAGCAGGGGGCCGGGAAAGAGUACGUCUGUGUGGCCAGGCUGCACGAUAAGGUCCCCGAUGUAGCUAAAGUUGCCAGAGCGCUGGAGACUCUGACUGGAGCUGUCUUCCAGAGGCCUCCCCUGAUUUCUGCUGUGAAGAGGCAGCUCAGGAUUAGGACUGUUUAUGAGAGCAAGCUGCUGGAGUAUGAUGUUGAUAGGCAUUUGGUUGUGUUCUGGAUUUCGUGCGAGGCGGGUACUUAUGUGAGGACCAUGUGUGUCCAUUUGGGUCUGGUUCUUGGUGUUGGAGGGCAUAUGCAGGAGCUUAGGAGGGUUAGAUCUGGGAUUUUGGGUGAGAAGGAUAACAUGGUCACGAUGCACGAUGUGAUGGAUGCUCAGUGGGCUUAUGAUAACUAUAGGGAUGAGUCUUAUCUGAGGAGGGUGAUUAUGCCGCUCGAGGUGCUGUUGACUAGCUACAAAAGGCUGGUGGUGAAGGAUUCUGCUGUGAAUGCAAUUUGCUACGGUGCAAAGCUGAUGAUUCCCGGGUUGUUGAGGUUUGAGAAUGAUGUGGAAGUUGGGGAGGAAGUUGUGCUGAUGACAACUAAGGGCGAGGCGAUUGCAUUGGGGAUUGCUGAGAUGACCACUGCUGUGAUGGCUACCUGUGAUCAUGGUGUUGUGGCGAAGAUAAAGAGGGUGGUUAUGGACAGGGAUACUUAUCCUAGGAAAUGGGGGCUGGGUCCGAGGGCUUCGAUGAAGAAGAAGCUGAUUUCGGAAGGGAAGUUGGAUAAGCAUGGGAAGCCGAAUGAGAAGACACCCAAUGAAUGGGCUAGGAACUUGGUUCUUCCUACUGGUGGAGACUCGAUGGUUGCUAGUCUUGCCGCUGCUGCUGGACCGGAUGUGGCAACCGAGAAGAAGAAGAGCAAGCGGAAACAUGAUGAUGAUACCCCUGCUGAUGCUGAGGCGACGACGAAGAAGGUUAAGGUUGAUCAUGUUGAGGUAGAGGAAACUCCCAAGGCGCAGGUGGAAGGUGGUGAUGAUAAGUCGGAGAAGAAGAAGAAGAAAAAGAAGAGCAAAGAGGGUGGUGAAGAGGAAGUUGUUGUAGCGGAGAAAGAGUCGGAGAAGAAAAAGAAGAAGGAGAAGAACGGUGAAGAGGCUGGUUCACCGGAUAAGGAGAAGUCGGAGAAGAAGAAAAAGAAGAAGAAAGAGAAGGAAGGUGAUGAAGGCGCUGUUAACGGGAAGGAAGAUGGCGAGGCUGAUAAAAGUGAGAAAAAGAAGAAGAAGAAAAAGAAGGACAAAGAUGGAGAAGAAGAAGAAUAG